Closterium sp. Naga37s-1 is the source of this 2007-nucleotide messenger RNA. The record is from the annotation of a GenBank genome assembly. NCBI's taxonomy places the organism in Eukaryota, Viridiplantae, Streptophyta, Zygnematophyceae, Desmidiales, Closteriaceae.
AUGGCAGCUCGGCACCGAGGCGCCACGCGCUACGGUGUCGACCCUGAGGGUUCUUUUCGUGCUUGGCGGUCUUUUUUCGCAGAGCUCGGCGAUGCCAGGAGCCCAGUUUCUCACGAAUCGCAAGCCAGGCAAGUUCCCCUACCACAUAGUAAUCCCUCCCUCACAUCCUCGCGCGCUUCCCUCCUUCCGCUCUCCUCCUUCCGUUCCCCUCCUUCCGCUCCCCUCCUUCCGCGCCCCUCGUUCCACUCCUCACCUCUGCCCCGCUUUGCUUCAUCGUUCCCGCCCCCCCUCCCCCCUCCCCUGUCCGCGCCCUCCCCGUAUUCUUCCAGUGGGUCGUUCCGCCCGUUCCUCCGCCCGUUUGCGCUCGGCGCGCUGAUGGGCUCGCUGCUUGUCGCCAUCUCGCUUCUCUCCGCCAAUCCCCCUCGCGCUGGCCCUUCCGCGGCUGGCGCGGGGACGUUGGGGGGAGCGGGCGCAAGGGGGGAUGGAGCAAGUGGCGCAAACGACAUGGGACGCGGGGAAGAGGAGUUGUUUUCGCGCGGUGGUGGAACGGACAGAGUGGUAACCAGCAAUGUGGUAACCAUGUCGUCGUCAGGAGGGGCUCUGGAUGCAGUUGAUUCUCUGCCGGGCCUGUCGGAGGGGUUCGGCUUAACUCUGACGGACCUGGAGCAGAGCGACCCCACGCGCCUGGCGCUCCAACUCAGCAACCGCCAGCUGGCAGCACUGAUGGCUGACGUGGCGCAAUGGCGGGCGAGGAGCGGCGUUAGCAUGGACGGCGUGCUGGGGGCGGCCAUGGAGGAGCUCCACACCCUCCUUGCUCCUCCCUCCGCCAUCCAACUCGUUUCCCCCACCUCCCUCCCCCUCCUCCUCUCCUUCCUCCGUCCCCCCAACGCCUCUAACCACCCCACUGCCGCCGCCCUCUCUGCUUCUCUCACCACUCUUCUGCCCAUCAAACCCGCUUCCGUUUCCUCCCUCACUGCUGCUGCUGCUGCUUCUUCUGGAAAUUUAGGAGGGGGAGUGGGAGGUGGAGGGGGGGGGAGUGAGAAGGCAGGAAGGGAAGGGGGUGUGUGGAGGGGAGGGGGGGAGGGCAUGGGGAGGUGCAUGGCGCUCAUGUGUCAAGUGGAGCGGCAGCAGAUGAUGUAUGCUGGAGCUCCCGAUCUGCACCACGUCCUUACCAGCACCACCACCUGCCAGAUGCUGCUCAUCUCCCCUCCCCUCACACCCUCUCCUCUCUACGACUCACACAUCAUCUGCUGUGCUCCCUCUGUGCACACGGCAGCAAGGGAGGAGUAUGAGGAUUUGGUGCGGGAGAGGCGGGCGUGGGAGGUGGUGGGGUUGCAUCGGGAGUGGGUGGAGGCGCGGAGGGAGUGGAUGGGACCUGCUCGGAACACCAUGGAGGCCCUUCAGCGCCUCAUGGCCAUGCCACCUGGCUCAGGCAUAUUCCGCAAGCUCUUCGAGUACAUCUUCUGGCUGCGCCCCUACGCUGCUCUCUAUCGCUCCGUUCCCACCCCCGCACUCUCCUCCGUCUCAUCCCUCCGCCUCUCCUCCAUCCACUCCUCCAUCUCUCUCGACGGGCGGCAAGCAGCGUCUACUCUCAAUGCUGCCCGCUCCUCCCUCCUCUCCUCCCUCGGGACUCUCUCCUCCCGCUGUGGGGUUGACGCCAGUGGGGAGUUUUGGACUGACAUGCAUGAUGCCGCCCUGCAGCGGUACCGGUGGGUGGCGGAGUCCGCGUUUGACAAGUGGUGCGUGGAUUGGGCGGCGGUGGGCGGCGAGUAUAGGCAGCAUGCGGGGCUGGUGGUGCCUGGGGAGGUGUGGAGGAGGGAGGGAUUGCAUGAGGGGGGGAUGGAGAAGGAUAUAGAUUUGAGGGCGAGAGGGAUGGGGGGGAGUGAGAGUGAAAGAGACCUCGAGAGACAAAGGACGGGAGGAGAUAAGGGGGUGGCGAGGGCAGAAGAGGGCGGAAGGGGAACGGGGGGGGCAAGAGACACCAGAGGCAACCGCGAGGAGGAUUGA